Molecule: messenger RNA, 1088 nt
Organism: Ectocarpus siliculosus
Lineage: Eukaryota; Phaeophyceae; Ectocarpales; Ectocarpaceae
Source: the annotation of a GenBank genome assembly
AUGGCGGCGGCGGCGGCGUCAAUGUCCUCGGAGAAGAGAGAGCUGAGGCGCGUGGCACUGGCGCAUCUGACCAAGUCCGUCCGCGCGGGGGCGGUUAACGACAACCUCAAGAACCAAAGCCAAGACUCAACGGUAGGCGCGUAUGAGGAGGGGGGCGGGGUUGGUGGCACCGUCGCCCUUGCGGCGGCUCUGCUGCGACCCGGCGAGAGCGAGGACGAGGAGGCCAACCAAUCAGUUGGAGGAGAGGGGGACACGGUGCCGCUGCCCCCGAACGUGCACGACGUAGACAAGAUCUUGGUCAAGACGCCGCUGCUGCGGAACGACAACGCGUUCCACGAUACCUUAAACAACGACAGUGGCAUCAGCUGCCCGUUUGUGCUCAACAGACCGGACCAGGAUGGCGAGGGAAUCGAAGCCGUCGUGCGAUUCGGAAAGUCUAUCGCUGGGCACCCAAAGAUCGUUCACGGUGGAGUGACGGCCCUGACGUUCGACAACCUCUUCGGAAUGGCGCUGUUCUUGCAGAACACUGGCGCCGUGUUCACGGCCUACAUCAAGGUGGAUUUCAAGGCGCCGCUGCCGUGCCUCACAACGGCGGUCGUAGACAUCACCGUGGACAGAAAGGAGGGACGCAAGCUCUACGUGACCGGCAGGCUCAAGAGCCUUGACGGGACUGUCACCUUUUCCUCGGCGGAGGCUCUCUUUGUCAAGCCGAAGGAGGCGUCUUCGGGAGGGGGGGAGGGGAGGGAUGGAGAACCCAGCGAGUUGCUCCGGGGCUUGGUGGUGUGAGCGAGAAAGAAGCGUUAGUAUUGUAGUGGCGUUUGAUAGAUAUACUUGUAGCAAUGCCAAGUGGUUGUAGGAUUGUGUGGUACGUGGAAUGUAUUUCCAGGGUGUGCAAGGUACCCCUGUUGUAUACUGCGUCGCCCCCGUACUGAUGGUGCGUGCGCGUGUGCGUGCAGUUCGUUCAUGUGUUCAUGUGAGUCCAUGUUUUUCAUGUGAAGAAGAAGUCUAUACAACAAGCCCAGCACAUCUUUCCUCCUUGGCGCGAGUUCGCCGAGUUGCCGACACCCUAUUCAACACACGUCUUGCGA